GUAUAUUGUGCAUGUCAACAUUCUUCAUGGGUCUGGGACAUAAGGUGACCACGGUACACUUCAUAUCAAAGGCUGUAAGCGAUGGAAUUAAUAAACUAGAUGCAGCAAUCUUAAUGACCAUUAUGGGAACUACAUCACUUAUUGGACGUAUUAUACAUGGUUGGUUUGUCGAUUUAGGACACUACACCCCAAUGUUUGUCAGCGGGUGUACCUUCAUACUGGCUGGGGCAUCACUCCUUCUUGUGUCAGUUACUCGUGGCAACUACAUUAUUUUUGGUGCGAUAUCAGCAUGGUAUGGAUUCACAAUGGGUAUAUGUAUUCCACUGGGUGCAGUCUCUGUGAAAUAUUGCUUAGGCGUUAGUCAUCUGUCGAUUGCAUUUGGUUGGACGCUACUUCACAGUGGGAUUGGGAAUACUCUUGGACCUCCUUUAGCAGGAUGGAUAUACGACAUCACUGAGAACUAUAAUCUGUCUUUUGUAUUGGCUGGAAGUUCACUGAUUCUCUCCGGAUCUCUACUGUUUACUCAACUCGCAUACAAAAGAUGGCAAAAUAAGCGAAUGGAUUCACAUACUCAUAUUCCCUGCGACACAGACACACAAUAUAAAGAUGAAGAAACUGAUGAAAACUUUCCAGAAGAAACUUAUCCGUAAUUGGUAUUUUGAGGAGGAGUGGAUGUAGACAAUAUGUGCUGAAUUAUCAUAAAGAGGUUCAGAUAUCUAUGCCUACUAGUAG
Saccoglossus kowalevskii is the source of this 732-nucleotide messenger RNA. RefSeq names its product monocarboxylate transporter 13-like. Lineage: Eukaryota; Metazoa; Hemichordata; Enteropneusta; Harrimaniidae. Gene Ontology annotation, biological process: transmembrane transport; monocarboxylic acid transport. The record is from RefSeq and is a predicted model, not a curated record. Gene Ontology annotation, molecular function: monocarboxylic acid transmembrane transporter activity.